Peromyscus californicus insignis is the source of this 3690-nucleotide messenger RNA. It is a transcript of the gene Cd46, whose product is annotated as CD46 molecule. Gene Ontology annotation, biological process: negative regulation of complement activation, classical pathway. Bases 2385 to 3596 code for a protein of 403 amino acids. Gene Ontology annotation, cellular component: cell surface. NCBI's taxonomy places the organism in Eukaryota, Metazoa, Chordata, Mammalia, Rodentia, Cricetidae. The transcript has 12 exons. The record is from RefSeq and is a predicted model, not a curated record.
CACGCCUUUAAUCCUAGCAUUCCAGAGGCAGAAAUCCAUCUGUUCAAGGAUACAGCCAAGCAUGGUGACUCAUGCCUUUAAUCCCAGAAAGCGAGCCUUUAAUCCCAGGGAGUGAUGAUAGAAAGCAGAAAGGUAUAUAAGGCGUGAGGACCAGAAACUAGAAGCAUUUGGCUGGUUAAGCUUUUAGGUUUUGAGCAGCACAGUUCAGCUGAGAGCCAUUCGGAUAUGAGGACACAGAGGCUUCCAGUCUGAGGAAACAAGAUCAGCUGAGAAGUUGGCCAGGUGAGGUUAGCUGUGGCUUGUUCUGUCUCUCUGACCUUCCAGUGUUCACCCCAAUAACUGGCCUCCAGGUUUGAUUUUAUUAAUAAGACCUUCUAAGAUUCCUGCUACACCCCAGAGUGCUGUAAGGCCAAGAGCUGGAGAGACAGAGACAGGAAGAUUCCUAGGGCUUGCUGGCUCCAUGAGCUUUAGAUUCAGUGACUCUGCCUCGCAAAAUAAGAUGGGGAAUGUGGUGUUUUGAAUAAAAAUGGCCCCCACAGAUCAAUAGGGAGUGGCACUAUUAGGAGGAAUGGCUUUGUUGGAGGAAGUGAGUCAUUAGACUUUGAGGUCUCAGAAGCUCAAGCCAGGCCUACUGGCUCACAGUCUCUUCCUGCUGCCUGUGGAUCCAGAUAUAGAACUCUCAGCUCCUUCUCUAGCACCUAUGUGCCACCAUGUUGUACCAUGACAAUAAUAAACUGAACCUCUGAACUGUAAGCCAGCCCCAAUUAAAUGUUUUCCUUUAUAAGAGUUACCGUGGUCAUGGUGUCUCUUAGCAAUGAUACCCUAGCUAAGACAGAGAGUGACUGAGGAAGACACCAGAUGUUGAUCCCUGGCCUCCCACAACCACAUGCACACUCAUGCACAUACACAUACACAUAUGCACAGGUGCACUCAUACUAACAAGUACAUACACAACACACCACACACAGAGGCACAGAAACAGAUGCAAAGCCAAAAAUGGACAAAAUAAGUGUCCUUCUAAGAACAGUCCUUGUUUCUCUACUUGGUUUUUUCUGAAGUUUCAGAGAGUAAAUUAGAUCCUGCUCCACUGUGCAGAAAGGUCAGCUGGCCUGUAGGUAUUACCCCACUCUCUGAAAAACAUAAUGUAAGCAUGAUCAUUCCUGAGGCACAUACAUAAAAAGCACCUAACAGCUGAUUUCUCCACCACUUAAUAAAUACCCCUCCACUCCACUGUCCUGCCACACAUCAAAAAGCUUACAAGAAGUUGAGUCCUAUUCUGGUGCACAUGCCUCGUGUUCCUCCCUGUUUGCUUCUCUUUGACAGUUAAGCCAAAUAUUUCCCAUGAAUUGGAGAAACCACUUCUGUUUUGAAACCUCCUUCAUCCAAAGGUUUGACUCUAGACUUCAGGCACUGUCAGGAUCCCUGGCGGUUCACUGUCAAGACAGUCACUGAAAGCAUUCCAAAUCAGGGCUGAGGCAGAGGGUAGCUCCACUUCAAGAGUGGGCUUGCAAUGCUCGCUGCCCCAGGGAAGUGUUCUGUACAAUAAUUUACAGCAACUGUGGGUCGGGGGGAAAAUGACUUUAGAGGCUGGGAACCCAGUGGGCAAACCUUUGAGAUCUGAUUGUGAGAUGAGACCACAGAUAAUCCAAACGACGAAAAUAUAGGUACUUUCCCUAAUGCGAUAUGAGUAAUGCCAAAUACAAUAACGAACAGAAAGGCAAGUAUGAAGCAGCAUGGAUAAAAUGAGAACCAGGGAUGCUGGCUGUGCCAUGACCCACAGCUGUGCUCCCAGGCCUCCGUUUUUAGGUCCCCGUUCUUUUAUUCUUCAAGCUCAAGUUUCGAGCAACGAUCACAGGGCCAACUGGUCUUUCACCCUUCCUGAGCUGAGUGGUCUCUUUUAUGUGAGCCAGGGUCAGCUCCAGCUGGUAAGCACACCCUAGAGCCGCUGUAGAGCAGCUGCGAGAGGAACACAGCAAUGUCAGUUAGGAGACAGCCCAUAGAGGAGCACAACCCUGACUGUGGAAGACUGCCACCCAUGCUGAGGGGUGCAGCAAAGCCCUAGAGGACUUGGGAGGAGUGCAGCUACAUAAGGGAGGAGUUAAAUGUUUUACAGAAGCAGCACAACACAGUUGACAAGCCAGAUAUUCCUAGGCAGGAGCUCAACCCCAUUGUUACAGCCCCUUGAACUGAGGCCCCGCCUUACUGCCGGCCGAUUGGCCUAGCCAGCACCACCUUGAGUCACUAACCUCCCUGGAGCGGCCUGGCCACGCCCACCUGUUGUGUCGCCCAGCACACUUUAGUGUCAGGAUUGUUGCGUCUGUUCACUUAGCUCAAAAGCUGCUCUCUGACUACCUGGCGCUCAGUUUUCCCUUCAUUCUUGUAACAUGACGGCGCCGCCUUUCGCGCCGGACGCAAAGCCUCCCCGCCGCAGGAGGAAGACCUACACUUUCUGGUGGUGCUUCCUGGGCAUUUGCGCAGAGGCCCUUCUGUUCCUGCUGUCUACUUUAUCUGAUGCCUGUGAACUACCACCACCAUUUGAAGCUAUGGAACCCAAGGAAGAAACUAAACCAUAUUAUGAGGUUGGAGAGACAAUAGAAUAUAAGUGUAAAAGAGGAUACAUAUUUCUGUAUCCAUUCAUCAUGGUUGCUACCUGUGAACCAAAUCAUACAUGGUUCCCUAUUUCAGAUCAUGGUUGUGCUAAAAUAGAAUGUCCUACAUUAGCAGAACCUGAAUUUGGCAAAGUACACCUCCUAGAUGGCAGAAUUUCAUGGGGUGGUCGAGCUCAAUUUACAUGUAUGGAUGGUUAUUACGUAGUUGGCAUGUCAGUUCUACACUGUGUGCUUAAAGGUGAUGAUGCAUAUUGGAAUGGUCCUCCCCCACAUUGUGAAAAAGUUUAUUGUUUACCACCUCCAAAAAUAAAAAAUGGAACACACACCUUUACUGAUAUAGAAGUAUUCAAAUACCGUGAAGCAGUAAUUUACAGUUGUGAUCCUAAGCCGGGACCAGAUAAGUUUUCCCUUAUUGGAAUGAGUAUGCUCUUCUGUUCUGGUCAUAACACCUGGAGUAGCAAGCCUCCAGAAUGUAAAGUGGUAAUAUGUCCAUUUCCAGUACUACAAAAUGGAAGAAUGACACCAGGAAUUGAAAAAAAAUUUUCUUACCGAGAAACAGUGACGUUUGAGUGCAUGGAGGGUUUUUACAUGAACGGCAGUGAUACAGUGGUCUGCGAUGCUAACAGCACUUGGGAGCCUCCAAUCCCAAGGUGCCUUAGAGGUCCUAAGCCUACUCAUCCCACCAAGCCUCCGGUUUACAAUUACCCAGGAUAUCCUAAUCCCCGUGAAGGAAUAUUUGCCCAAGAAUUAGAUGCAUGGAUUAUUGCUCUGAUUGCUAUUACUUCAAUUGUUGGCAUUAUUGUAAUUUGUCUCAUCAUACUCAGAUAUCUUGAGUACAGGAAGAAAGGGAAAACCGGGGUUAAAGCUAAGUCUACCACUUCCCUGAAAAGGUCAACCUCACAAACAGAGAAAACUGCAUCAUUGCCACAAAUCUCAAAAAGCAACGUAUCUGUUGCCUCUAAUCUAGCUGUAUCUGAAGCAAACUGAGAAGUCCCAUGUGUGGAAGUCAUUACUGUUCCAUUUUUGAAAACUGGCUCUUCAAGUCUGGCAAAAGUAAAAUUAUAUAUUUGCAGGAGCUUCA